AUGGAUGCUCAGAACAUGGAGGUGAGAUGGUAUAAUCUCCAUUUAGGCCUGGUACAUCAUUAUAAGUCUUCCCAGGAUCAUACAGAACAUCAAAGUCUAGAGUACCGAGGGCGGACAGAGUUCCUGAAGGAGAAUAUUACCACUGGGCAGGUGGCCCUGAGGAUUUGUCAUAUUCACUCUUCAGAUGAAGGGGAGUACAGUUGUUUCUUUUCAAGCUCAGGUACAGGACCAUAUAUUCACAUUGAGCAUAAUAAAGCCGGGGGAUUUAAGCUGACCUGCACAUCCACGGGAUGGUACCCAAAGCCUGAGGUACUAUGGAGAGAUAUGGAAGGACAAUAUUUGAUGUCAGCCUCUGAGACAACGGUAGAAGAACAAAAUGGUCUAUUUUAUGUGGAAACUUCUAUUAUGGUGGAUGAAAGUUCCAAAGGAAAUGUUUCAUGUUUCAUAAAGAACCCAUUAUUUCAAGUGGUGAAAGAAGCUCACAUUUCAUUAGCAGGUGCCUUAUUCCCUAAGAAUAAUCCUUCGACAGUUGGGCUGGCUGUGUUCCUUGGUCUACUGAUUGUUUCCAUAGUGAUCAUCUUGGUUGUAUGCAAGAUUAAACUCAAGAAAGUUAGAAAUGAUAGAGAUAAUAUCCAUGACAACUUUGAGAAAGUCAAUAAAGAACUUGGUCUGGAUAGAGUUCGACAAUAUGCAGAAGACAUAAUCCUGGAUAAAGACACUGCUCAUCCUUAUCUUCAUGUGUCAGAUGAUGGAAAAACAGUGACAUCUUUGCAAGAAAAGCGGGUCGUGUCUGACAUUCCUGAACAAUUUGAUACUAUGGUGGCUGUAUUAGGUCAGAACACCUUCUCUAAUGGUGAUCAUUAUUGGGAGGUCAGUGUACAGGGAAAGAACAGGUGGACAAUAGGAUUGUGUGUGGCCUCAAUUAACAGGAAAGGACAAGAUAUAUCUGCUCAUCCUAAGAAUGGUUUCUGGACACUUUGCCUGAAGAAUGGUGUUUAUAAGGCCCUUUCUACUCCUCAUUCUACCCUUCAGGUUCCAGAACACAUUUCGACUGUGGGAAUUUUUCUGCAGUAUGAAAAAGGUUUGAUAUCUUUCUACAAUGUGACAGAUUUUACCAUUCUUUAUAUAUUCAAAAUAGAAUCCACUGAAAAACUGAAGCCAUAUUUCUACCCUGGACCUUAUAGUGAAGAAAACAGUGCUGGACUUACUCUCCUGAAGAUAUCACCAACAGGGAGUGAGUUACUUUCUGGAAAAGACUAA
Messenger RNA from Elephantulus edwardii (Cape elephant shrew), 1260 nucleotides. It is a transcript of the gene BTN2A1, whose product is annotated as butyrophilin, subfamily 2, member A1. NCBI's taxonomy places the organism in Eukaryota, Metazoa, Chordata, Mammalia, Macroscelidea, Macroscelididae. Gene Ontology annotation, cellular component: external side of plasma membrane. The transcript has 7 exons. Gene Ontology annotation, biological process: regulation of cytokine production; T cell receptor signaling pathway. The record is from RefSeq and is a predicted model, not a curated record. Bases 1 to 1260 code for a protein of 419 amino acids. Gene Ontology annotation, molecular function: signaling receptor binding.